UUCUGCAUACUCUCGCAUACCUCUCUACUAAAAAUUCUUCCUCAAUCUCAGAUAAUAGAUAUAGUUUCGGGUGAAGAUGGCUGGCGGUGGGGCUGUAAGCUCUGGCAACGGAAAAGCUUAUCCGGGCAAGCUCACUAAACGUGUUCUGGUGACAUGUAUUGUUGCUGCUAUGGGCGGUUUGAUCUUCGGAUAUGACCUGGGUAUAUCAGGUGGUGUGACAUCCAUGGACUCAUUCCUGGAAAAGUUCUUUCCAUCUGUAUACCAGAAACAGAAAGCAGAUAAUUCCACCAAUCAGUACUGUAAAUUCGAUAGCGAGACACUGACGUUGUUCACGUCAUCACUGUACAUAGCGGCUCUCAUCUCCUCACUUGUGGCUUCAUGGGUCACACGGAGGCUAGGUCGAAGGCUGUCUAUGCUUGCUGGUGGCACUCUGUUCUGUGCUGGUGCAUUAAUUAACGGCUUUGCUCAGAAUAUUGCCAUGCUUAUUGUUGGUAGGCUUUUGCUUGGUUUUGGUAUUGGCUUCGGAAAUCAGGCAGUACCACUUUACCUCUCCGAGAUGGCACCCUACAAGUACAGAGGAGCCCUUAACUUCUGCUUUCAAUUAUCAAUCACCUUAGGCAUCCUCAUAGCCAAUUUCUUGAACUAUUGGUUUGUUAAGAUCCAGGGUGGUUGGGGAUGGCGUUUGAGCUUAGGAGGCGCGGUUGUUCCUGCACUGAUCAUGAUCGUCGGAUCAUGGUUUCUCCCCGAAACUCCCAACUCACUCAUCGAAAACGGGAAGCAAGACCAGGCCAGAGCAGAAUUAUUGAAAAUCCGCGGUGUUGACAACGUUGACGAGGAGUUCAAAGAUCUCGUGGCAGCCAGCGAGGCAUCCAAGAAAGUGGAGCAUCCAUGGAGAAACCUCCUGCAGCGAAAGUAUAGGCCACAUCUUGUGAUGGCUCUACUCAUUCCAUUCUUUCAACAGUUUACAGGCAUUAAUGUUAUCAUGUUCUACGCCCCGGUUUUGUUCAAGACUAUUGGCUUCGGGGGCACCGCGUCUCUUAUGUCUGCUGUGAUCACCGGUUCGGUUAAUGUGGUUGCAACUGUUGUGGCUAUCUAUCUGGUUGAUAAGCUCGGACGGAAGUUUCUUUUCAUUGAAGGAGGGAUUCAGAUGAUUGCUUGUCAGGUUGCUGUUGCGAUUCUCAUAGGCCUAAAAUUCGGAACAUCCGGCAACACUAGUAAUCUACCAGAGUGGUAUGCUAUCGUUGUGGUGUUCUUUAUCUGCAUAUAUGUGAUGGGAUUUGCAUGGUCAUGGGGGCCUCUAGGAUGGUUAGUACCCAGCGAGAUUUAUCCACUCGAAAUUCGAUCAGCCGCGCAAAGUAUCACGGUUUCGGUGAACAUGUUCUUCACAUUCAUCAUAGCUCAGCUCUUCUUGAUGAUGCUCUGCCAGAUGAAGUUUUGGCUCUUCAUCUUCUUCUCAUUCUUUGUGGCAGUCAUGACUUUGUUCGUGAUCUUCUUCCUGCCCGAGACCAAAGGCAUUCCUAUUGAAGAGAUGGCAAUUGUGUGGAAGUCUCAUUGGUUCUGGCAGAGGUUCAUUGUUGAUGGUGUUGACAAGGAGAUGGCCAAAGGAGGCUCUAGGGUUAACACUAUUUAA
This is a messenger RNA of Daucus carota subsp. sativus, 1630 nucleotides long. Its product is annotated as sugar carrier protein C. The record is from RefSeq and is a predicted model, not a curated record. Gene Ontology annotation, biological process: monosaccharide transmembrane transport. Bases 77 to 1630 code for a protein of 517 amino acids. Gene Ontology annotation, molecular function: monosaccharide transmembrane transporter activity. The transcript is spliced from 4 exons. NCBI's taxonomy places the organism in Eukaryota, Viridiplantae, Streptophyta, Magnoliopsida, Apiales, Apiaceae. Gene Ontology annotation, cellular component: membrane.